Molecule: messenger RNA, 10259 nt
Organism: Amphibalanus amphitrite
Lineage: Eukaryota; Metazoa; Arthropoda; Thecostraca; Balanomorpha; Balanidae
Product: piezo-type mechanosensitive ion channel component-like
Exons: 48
Coding region: 1034-8797 (2587 amino acids)
Source: RefSeq, a predicted model, not a curated record
AGUUCACCGCACGUCGCGACAGCGGCCGGCCCAGUUCGGCUGUGACGUGGCGCCGCACACAUACAGCCUCACACAGCCGUGCAUACACACACAGGUGCGCCAGUGAGGCGGGCGACCUUCCCCUGAGAGGCACGUGUCGAGCGGCGACGGCACUUGGCAGCGAGCCGCCCCUGUCGCGACGCCGUCGACGGUGCCGUGUGCGGCGACCCGACGACGGUGGCGACGAGGAUACUGUGGAUUCUGAGACUGUGAAGGUGGUGCGAGCAGUGACGGUUACUUGAGCGGUGGCAGUGGUGGGAGUAAGUGAGGACACUACGAAAGACGGCGUUUUAAUGUUGUGACGGUGGGGAAUUUUGUGCAGUAGCCGCGAUAUCACGGUAACUAGCCACGUUUUAGAAUGAAGCGAUAGCGACUGAAAAGGUGAUUGUGGUCGAUCAUAAGGUGGAAGCAGCAGCGAAACAAGUGGGAGAAUAUUUGGUGAAAUAGGUGGUGGAAGAGGAACACUUUAUUCGAGCGCGGUACCCCAAAGUUGAACAUUGUGAAACAAACAGGCAGGGGUGGCAGGGCACUUAUCAGUGACUUGCUAUCAGGAUAUGAACUCGGCCGUCUCCCUCGCCCUCCCUCUCGCUCAGUGCUGAAGCUGUGUGCCAACUGUGUGCUGUGAACGUGCUGUGUAUCGGGGACAGAAACAUCACCAGAGCACAAGUGUUGGUGAGGCGUGUAUCCUGACUCAGGGAUUUUUAUUGGCGAGGCAGCGAGGCUUGUAUCUUCACCCAGACUGGUGAAGCGUGGAUGAUCCGGCUCACCGUUCAGGGAUAUUCAAUUUUGAAUUGACAACCAACAAGUGUGGUGAAUAAGUGAAUGCGAUUUUUCUGAAGCAUAAGUGACGGGCGUGGCAUACAGCCGUAAGUGACGCUAAUGUGACAGUCGUUGGCAUGACUUGGCACCCACCUGUUCACAAUUACAAGCCCUCUGCCACAAUCAAGUGGUGAGCGGUAUCCCGCUUUGCGCCGGAAGUGAAGACACCUCAGAGAUGAUGGCUCACCAGCGUCUGCAGGAGCUAGACGAGGACUGGAGGAGUGACGGCAGGCCCAGCCUGACCUCGGAGACAGACAUGCUGACCGCGGACGCCGACGGCGCCGAGCUGACCUCGGCAGUAGACUGGAUAUCUCAGAAGGGACGCUCCGCCCCGACCUCGCGGGGAGGGGGACCCGAGAGUCGCGCCUCAUCCACCAGAAAUCGACACGCGUCCGGGCUGUCGACCGGCAUGCAGUCGCGACUGGGCAGUCUGCGGCGAGGAGUGGCCUCUGUUCGACGAAGAGUGGGCCACCUAAGAGCAGGCACCAUGGCUGGCGAGGGCGUUUGCUGGUGUCUCGUCCGAAUCCUUUUACCAUUGGGCUUCAUCAUAGGCUGCAGUCUCCAGUUUGACGUCAUCUCACUGGUGUAUCUGGCUCUACUGCUGGCCUGUCCGGUGGUGCCGGCUCCGACCCGGCGCUCCUGGCAGGGUCCUCUAGGCAUCUACCUGAAGAUAUGUCUGGCGCUCACGCUGUUGGCCAUUCUGCCCCUGGUGUGCUUCCAAAUAGCGCUGUUCGCCAUGCCACCAUACGGACACAUACUGCAGUUCUGCGACCCUCCCGAGCCGCUGCUGCGUCAGCUGGGCCUCAUACGACUGGACGAGGUCUCCAUCCUGGCCGGCGUGUUCUACUUCGCCUCCAAGCUGGUGCCGUUCGUCAUUACGCUGGUCACCUUCAGGGAGUGUCGUGACCUGUCGCGCGAUGCGGACGUACCAGAGACGAACGCGAUCGGGGGCGGCACCUCACCCCUGAUCCAAAACACGCGGGAGCAGCUACAAAAGGACGGGCUCAAAUACUGCUUCGUGACGGCGCUGACGUUCCUGGCGCUGGCCGGCGCCGCCGUUAUCCGUCCCUCGGUGACGUCGGCCGUCUACCUGCUGACGCUCAUGGCGGCGAUGACGUGGUGGGCGUGUCUGCGCCCGCUGGGCCGGCCGUUCGGCGUCAUCUGCCGCCUGCUGAUGGCGUACACGGCGCUGCACGUGACGGCCCUGUAUGUGUAUCAGUUCCAGUGGCCGCAGCAGUACUUUGACCACACCAGCCUGGCGGCCAGACUGGCUGGUCUGGUUCAGAUCAAAGUGGCGAACUGCACGGGCGAUCCUCGGGACACUGUGUUCGCCGACACCACGUGGGACGUCUACAUCUACCCGCUGGUCAUCUACGCACUCUACUACAUGCUCGCCUUCGAGUCGCGCAUUCUGGGAAAUCUAAGGGACCCGCGUCUCCUGGAGGCCGUGCUCGACGUGCCCUUCAAGAGGGUCAGCCGCUCCCUGCGCCGCACGUUCAGACGAAAGCCGGGCCGCCAAGCGGUCACACUGGUGGAGGCCGACAGUCUCGGAGCGCGCUAUCAGGCCGUCGGCGAUGGCUCCUGCCCAGAUGACGCCACCGAGGAGCCGGCUGAGACUCGGCUCCGACGGGAGCGCUGGCAGAAAUUCUCCGCCACCGUGUACACUGUGUGGCGCAGCCUGGCGCGCGCCUCCUUCCUCGCCACCUAUGUGGUCAUGAUGUACUGGUCGAUCAAGUACCACAGCUACCUGACCUUCGUGUUCCUGCUGUGGGCACUGGUCGUGGCCGUUAUCAAGAACCAGCGGAAGGUGAUGCACCGCUCCUCGCCGUUCCUGGUGACGUACGCCCAGCUGCUGGUGCUGCUGCAGUUCGUCUACUGCCUCGACCUUACCGACCAGGAGCUGCCCGUCAAAAUCAACAACUUCGACCUGCGAGACGUGGUCUACAAGCCGGCCUCCUUCCCCUGCGAGACGCUGUCUCUGCAGCUGGUGUUUACCACCAUCUUCUGGCUCACGCUGCGGCAGUACCUUCAGGAGGAGCGGGAGCGUCACAACGACCUCCACCUGACACCCAGACGCCGUCUCUCGCUCGACGACGGCCUCCUGAAGCGCUGGGGCGUCGUCCUCUUCAAGGGCAUCGUCCGGCUCUGGAUCGUCGUGGUCGCCAUCAUGCUCUUCGUCUACGGCAUCGGCGAGGAGCGCGUCGUCAUCAUACAAAUCUUCUACAUGGCUUUCUUCCUCUUCUUCAUAUCCAUGUUCCAGAUAUCGUUCCGGGUAUGGCGCCGCCUUCUGUACGGAUUCACGAUGACGCUCAUCCUGUACCAGAUGCUAGUGCUCGUCACCAUUUACCUCUAUCAGUUCAAACACAUUCACGAGUGGAUCACCGACUUGGGCAUAUCGCAGCAGUGGCAGCGCGACCUGGGCCUGGAGGUGUACCAGACGGGGAGAUUGUUUAUCAAGCUGCUGUUCCCGACGCUGUUCAUGAUUGUGUGCGUGGUCUAUAUCCAACACAUCCACAAGGACUUCAUGGCACUCACCGACGAGGAGCGCUACCACAGACGCCCGGAGCCGGCCGGCGCGCCCGCCUCUCAGCCCGCCUCGGCCGCCGCCUCUCCCGCCGGCUCGCCGACCGGAGAGCCGCCCGACUCUCCCUCGCCGGUGCCCGUGUUCAGCCCCUCGGCGGACACCAUCAACAACACCGUGGACACCGUGGACACGGCGGAUACCGCGGACACGGACCGGACAGCGGACACGGUGCAGCUGGCGGGCGCGGCGCCCGUGGCAGAGCCGGAGGAGGAGGAGAUGGGCGUCCUGCCCGGUGGACUGCUGGAGGUGCCCACCACCGAGCAUGGCCCGGCACUGGACGAGACCAGCAGCCUCAGAGAGAUGAAAGGCUGGCUGUUCCACUACUGCGCCCGGGCGUGGAACCUGGCCUUGGCGCUGCUGGACAAGCUGCUCUGGGUGUUCUGCCGGCUGAUGGAGAUCCACGGCAUGAAGGUCAACAUGUUCGCCAUCACCAUGGUCACCGUCUUUGAUGUGUGUGCGGUCCACUUCUGCCUGCUGCUGCUGGUGUGCGUGGCCCUGCUGCUGGAGAGCCGCGGUCAGAAGGUGUGCUGUGACCUGGCCAUCUGCUGGGUCAGCCUGCUGCUGCUGCUGCGCAUGAUCUACCAGAUGGACGUCAUCCCAGGGGACCUGUGGACCGUCAACUGCACGUUUUCGAUGCCCCACCUGACACCGGCGAAGGGAGCAGCGGCCCCGGCGGCGGCUCUCCUCCUGAACACCACUCACAACACCACCGUUCACGGCCUGGUGUGGUUCGGUCUGCAGAAGAUGGACAGCCUGCCGCAGUACGUCACCGGAUACAUCGGCGUCAUCCUGGUGCUGACUCUGCACAAGUCGGUGUCGGUGCGCGCCCUGUACCGCUCUCUGCGGGACGGACACGCCCCCACCGAGGGAGUGUUCUUUGCCGGCGUGGGCCGCGCCCACUCGGACCGGGGCCUCCUCGAGAUGACCAAGUACCUCGUCAACUACUGCUUCUACAAGUUCGGCGUCGAGAUCACUCUGAUCGCCCUGGUGAUCCUGGUCGGCGUGCGGCUGGACGUGGUCUCGGUGCUGUACGCCCUGUGGCUGUGCGGCCUGUUCAGCCUCCGGCGGCCGGCGCUGGCCCGCGUCUGGCCAGUGUUUGUGGUGUUCGCUGCAGUGCUGACCCCGCUACAGUACCUGCUGGCGCUCGGACUGCCCGCCGGACUCUGCUACGAGUAUCCGUACGCGUCUGUAAUGAACCCUGAGCUGAGACAGUGGCUCUACCUUCCCGACUACAAGGAUCCGCCCGUAGCGCAAAAACUCGUGGCGGACUUUUUCCUGCUGCUGCUGGCGUGCUGUCAGCGGCGCGUGUUCAGCCGAGAGGAGUGUGAGCAGGUGCGACAGCUGGCCGGCAGCAACCGGCAGAUCGACGAGCAGAAGCUCAGCAGCGGUUACGUCAUCGGCGUGCCCGAUUACAUCACCAGGAAGGGGACGUACCUGGACGUGCUGAAGCGCGUGGUGUUCUUCUCGUCCUACUGGCUGACGCUGGCCGUCGUCUUCCUGGCGGGUAUCAACCGCAUCACGCUGCUGUCGCUGCUCUACGUGGCCAGCGCCUUCAUCUUCCUCUGGAAGGGCACCGACUACUACCUGCUGCCCUUCAGGGACAUCAGGAAGAGGUGGAUCCUGCUGCUGACCUACUGCGUGGUGGUGAUCACACUCAAGUGCUCCAUCUUCCAAAUCAUGGGCUGCGUCUUCCUGCCGUUCUUCAUUGACCACGCGUGCUGGUUUGUUCAGCUGAUGGGUAUCGGUUGUCUGCAGCGGCUGGAGCCCGGCCUGAGACCCAUCAGCGAGCCAGCCUCGUCGUCCGAGUGUCCGGUGCCUCACUCGGAGGCGGGCCUGCUCUGGGACGGCAUCGUGUUCGCCUGUCUGCUGCUCCAGCUGCGCUUCUUCUCCAGCCACUACUUCCAGCACCUGGUGCUGGAGACGCGCGCACAGCAGAUGCUGGCCAGCAGCGGGGCGGAGAUGAUUGAGCGUGAGCGAAAGAAGAAGAUCGAGAAGCGGCAGGCCGAGGAGGAAAAGGCGAUGGCCGACAUUCGUCGUAAGAUGGAGCGGAUCAAGGAACAACGCAUUCAGAAACAUCGCCAGAAGUACGACAACCACUACCAAGACCUGGAGCUGGACCUGGAACGCGAGCUGGAGGAGCCGCCCCCGGAGCUGGCGCCGCCCUCGGACGACACCAGCAGAGAGAUCUCGCCCGGACAGCUUCUCCUGUCGGGAAUCAUGAAGGACUUCAGUUCAGCGGCCGAGGACGCGAGGAAGGCACGCAGACGGUCGGGAGAGGAGCAGCUCUCUGCCCUGGGAGGAGAGAGCAGAGGAGGCGGCGUCCGGCGGCGCGGCACUCUGCAGAGAGCUAAAUCACAGCACGCUCCCGUUCGCCAGGGCUCGCCGCGGGCCCGGCUGACGCGACUACACAGCGACCCAGCUCCGCGCACCCACUCGCUACCCAUCUCGUCGCUGGCGACACUCCAGUCUCAGGACUCUCAGGACGACGACGACGCGCCAGUGGCGCCACACGACGGACGCGAUACGAACUACUCGGACAGCAGCGAGGAAGAGGAGGGAGCCGGACAGAAAGCACUGGCCUCUCUGCUGCGUCGCACCAUCCUGGGUCUGAAGUCGGCCGGCAACUUCCUACUCGAGUUCAUGGCCAGCAUUCUGAUCGCGCUCACCGUGAAGCUGAACAACGUGUCAGCAGACUACCGCUACAUCGCCAAGAAGCUCUCCAAGCAGAAGCGGCGGCUCAAGGAGCGCCCUAGCGAGUCAUCCCCGCUGGCCCCGCCCUCUGGUGGUGGGGGCGGGGGCGGCCGGCCGGCGGUGGCGGACCCCGGGGGUGGGGGCGAUACUCCGCUCCUCUACCUGACCCCAGAGGACACCCCGCGACUGACCGAUCCGACCAGGAAAACCGGCACAGAACCCAUCAGUGACGGCUCAGAGGACGUGGAGGAGGGCGUCAGACAGUCGGUCUCGGAGGACCUGAGCACGGCCAGCGCGCGCCAGAUCCUCGAACAGCUGGCCGUAGCCCUCUGGUACGCCGUGGUCAGCCGGUCCGAGAUGGUCGCCUACAUCGUGGUCUUUAUUAAUCAGAUGGUGUCUGCGUCGAUCCUGUCGCUGCCACUACCAAUGAUGGUGUUCUUCUGGGGCAGUCUUUCCGUGCCGCGGCCCAGCAAGACGUUCUGGGUCACCAUGAUCGCCUACACCGAGACAAUCAUCAUCAUCAAGUACAUGUUCCAAUUCGCCUUCUUCCCGUGGAAUCAGGUGGAGAAGCUGAACGCCCCGUUCUGGCCGCCUCGAAUCCUGGGCAUUGAGCGGAAAGACCAGUAUGCCGUCUACGACCUAGUUCUGCUGCUCAUCAUUUUCUUCCAUAGGGUGGUGAUGAAGACACUCGGCCUGUGGAAGGACGUGGAUGACGCCGCUGAGCUGGAGACCCCGCCGGUGGUCCCGCCUGCCGACCACCUGGGCGCCACGCGACUCACCGUGGCAGAACGUAGCCGAGCCGUGGCGCGCAAAGCCAAGGGCGAGCUCAUGGAGGGCUUCAAGUUUUACGUGUCUGCUGUGGGCGAGUUUUUCAAGUCCCUCCUCUCCAACUCUGGCAAAGAGAAGGUGGAUGUAUACGCCUACAUGUUCAUCUGCGACUUCAUCAACAUAUUCGUGGUGUUCCUCGGCUUCUCGUCGUUUGGCCCGCCGCAGGGAGGCAGCGGCGACGACAUCUCGUCGGUGGUGGAGGAGAACCGGGUGCCCAUCCCCUUCCUCAUCAUCCUGUCGCUCAACUUCCUUCUGAUCCUGGUCGACCGGGCGCUGUAUCUGAGGAAGACGGCCCUGUGGAAGCUCGUGUUCCAGUAUGUGUUGGUCGUUGUGGUACACGGGUGGCUGUUCUUCGUCCUGCCGGCGAUGACAGACAGGGAGUUCGACCAGGCGGUGGCACCGCGUGUCUGGUACAUGAUCAAGUGCAUCUACCUGCUGUUCUCGGCGUACCAGAUUCGCUCCGGCUACCCCACCCGAAUACUGGGCAACUUCCUCACCAAGCAGUAUACGUUCUUCAACAAAAUGGCCUUCAGAGGAUUCAUGCUUAUUCCGUUCCUGUACGAACUGCGCGCUCUCAUGGACUGGAUGUGGACGAAAACCUCUCUGGACAUCUUCAACUGGCUCAAAAUGGAGGACAUCUACGCGCACAUCUUCCUGAUCAAGUGUCAGCGCGUGCAGGAGGGGACGCAGGUUUACGUGAGCGGGGAGCCGCGUCGCACCACUGAGAAAUGUGUGUUCGGCGGCGGCUGGCUGCUGCUGAUCGUGGCUGUCAUAUUCGCUCCGCUGGUGCUGUUCGCGCUGAGUAACGCGGUCGGCCUGCCCAACGUGCCGUAUGAGGUUACCAUGGAGAUCGGAGUCGGCGCCUACGAGCCCAUCUUCCGGAUGACGGCCGAACAGAACUCGAUCUUGCGCAUCACGGAGAAGGACCUGGACGACAUCAGCUUCCACUACCGCAGCGACCGGCGCGCUCUGGGCUUCCUCGCCGACUACGAUCAUACAGACGUAAACGUCAUUCAGCUGAGCGGCAAGUCGACGGCGGUCUGGGCCAUCUCACCGCCCUCGCAGACUCGUCUCAUCGAGGACCUCAUGGGCAACGACACGGUGACUCUGAAGCUGGCCUGGAAUGUGAAGAGACUCUCCAACUCAGCGGCCGUCUCUACCGACUCACUUGACUCCAGAAAGAUACCGCUGCCGGCCUAUACAAAGAACAAUGUGCGGAACCCGAUCCGCCAGCAGCUGGCUGCCAUGCUGCGUGGAGACAUACCCGGCGCUAACGUGUCCAUCCCGCACAUGUUCCCAAAGUUCAUCCGAGUCACCAACCAGGGUAAGGCGGGGCUGGCCUCUGAGCUCACGGAGCCCACGCGCUCCGACCCCGACUCGGCCUGGCGCGCCCUGAACCUCACUCUGAUGAGGGACAACGAGACCGAAGUCGAGUGGUGGGAGGUCCAGGAGGACUGCAGGGACAACCUGUACCGGUGGCUGCCCUAUGCCACCUGCAGUCUUCUGGUGAUGGUCAGCUUCAGUCAGCGCUCGUUUCCCAGCACGCUGACCUACAUCACCGGAGCGGGCAUCAUCGGUUCAUACACCACCUUCGUGCUGGUCAUCGGCCGCCUGUGCCGGACCCCGUUCGUUGACAUCUCCUACCAUAUAAUGUUCGACGAACUGCCCUACGUGGAUCGAAUACUGCAGAUAUGCGAGGAUAUAUACUUAGUACGAGAAAGAGGCAACUUGGCACUGGAAGAGGAACUAUUCGCGAAGUUAAUAUUCCUCUACCGGUCGCCUGAGAUGAUGAUAAAGUACACAGAACCUCCGAGAGAAGAUAGUCAUAGCCAAUAAACUGUCAUCGUUCGACUGGUGUAAACUACAAACAGUGCUGGUGACAUGACACUUCCUUGCGAUAGUCCUGUUUCUGUUUUGGCUCAGGAUGACUGGUGUGGAGGAUAAUGAUUGGAAAGUGAACCACUAGCCGCGGCUCUGUGCUCGCAUAGGGGCAGUCUGUCAACCCUGGUGCACUGCUCGAAUCGGAAUGACCUGCCAAAGAGUGCUCUGUCCCGCUAGAGUUGGUCAUGUUUGAGUGGUGUGCCAACCUCGGUGCUCUGCUCGCACUGCGGCGAUCUACCAGCCGAAGCGUUCUGCUCGAAUUGAAGCUUUCUGCCAACGGUUGCGCUCGUUUCGACGUGUGGCGAGUGGAAACGGCCCGAAGGCCGGACGACUAGGACGAGCCGACCCCGAGCGCGCCUGUCAGGCCGGUGUGGGCGUGGGCGCUCCCCGGGCGUUGGCAGGUGGGCCGCCGGCUACCGACGGGCGCCUGACUGUUUUACUUGCCAGCCUUACUUGUGGACCGUUUUUGAGGAGUCUGUACGUUUUGAACGAUCCUGCUGAAAAUGGUAAAGAAGCAGAGGUGAGUUCUAGUGGAUGUGUAUAUCGUUGAACGGAAAGUGUAGGACGUAGGUGUACUUUAUAUUGUAAUCGGGGCUGGUACGACAGGUUCGUUCGCAUGACUGUUUACAUAGCUGAACGAAGAGCUUUUUGAACCUAUUUAUGCGCAGGUGUGAGACAGUGUCCUAAGUAAACCUGGUAGAAGUAAUAAUCUGAUCGUAAGUGGUUGAAUUGUAAUGACGACAUGUUUGCUAAAAACUAUCAAUCUUGUCGGUGUGGUCGGUCCAGCGCCAAUAAUGAAUCCACGGCGGUUUUAUGUUGUCUUUCAUUGAAUUCCUGCGUUUCGCUGCAUUGUCUGAGUUGCUGAUUUAUGCUCAGCUGUUGUCGAGUGUCGAAUGCUACAGGUCGCUCGAGAGGUCGUUUGAUACGAUUUUGAUGUGCCUACUGAUGUGCUGGUCGGCGGCUGGUGACUGCCAAACUGUGCUGGUGCCACUGCGGACGGCAGACUGUCUUUAGCCGUGCUACAACACCUCUCCCUCGUCCGCGGCUGCUGUGUGUAGCUGGGCCGUCCGACUUGUGCCACCUGCGCGGGUUUAUCGCGCCUCUGACGGCCACCGCCGCGCACACUGCGUCUCUGGCGGUCCCGUGACGGCACCUCGGCUCCAUAUUCCGCGGUGGGCUCGUCGUGAGCUCGAGCGCACGUGCGCGCGGCGUGUCGAACCCCUGUCGCCGCGGCCCGGAGUGGGGCCGAUUGCAGUUCGUUGCUCCGUACGCACCGGUACGUACGGCUGUCAGUGCGGCGCGUGUCUCAGCGGUGGUGCGAGGUUUCUGCGAACUCACCGCUCCUGUGCGACCUGAUGUGGGCGCGACCUGUGUCAGCGCCGUGUGCAGCUCCAUCAAAUACAAGGAGAUGUUUGAG